UGAAUCAUACCACGCCUCAUUUGACCAUGAGAUCCGGACUUCGGCAUCAGCCUUGGGCAGGAGUUCCAACUUGAUUAGUUGUGUCUUUAAGCCCAAGUGGCAGAAGAGGCUUCUUAAAAUGGUUCACGUUCGUCCUUUGUACUACCACCGUCUCGUCUUAUCUUGGACACUCACUCUGCUUUCUACCCUUCUACAAAACCCCCUAUCAAGCACAAUUACUCUGCCUUCAACCUCCGAACAUCAUUUACUACCCUCAAUAUCCCAUAAUACAUCCUCACCGAGUCAAUAUGGCUGAAUAUGAUCAUCCAGUUCGGCCAGGUAUCCCCGGUCAAAACCCCAAAGUCUAUCCCGAACUCCCAUACCGUCCUUAUUGGGCACGAAGCCCCGUUCAGUACGCGCAAGACCUCCUUGGAUACUCCGAAGACCCGAUCGAAUACGAUUACAACGACCGUGACUACUGGGACAACUGCUUCUUCUUUCCCGAAGACUGUUCUUGGUCUCCGCCCAAGGGCUGGAUUAUUGAAAACAAAACACUUGAACAAGACAUCGCGCUUGGAGACUGCUACGAGCAGCACAACGAAGACAACAUGAUACCCGGUCUUCCGGACAUUAAAAUGCUGGAUGCGGAGGCGCUCAGCGACCUCCUAGAGGAUAACCUAUCACCUCCGGAAAUUACCUCUAUGAUGGUAUUCGCUACCAAUGGCGCUAUUUUCGCAUACGCAUCCUCCCUCCCUUCUCGGCAGCUGCGCAAUCUGAGCGCAACAUACGGUGCGGCGUACACAUGCUACGCUAAGAAUGCAUCAUGUGGGAACCUCACCGGCGUGAACCCCGCCAGUCACCCAUCAUCAUACGUGACCACCCCGUCUGUGUCCCUAGGCGAUGUCGGGUCUAUUGUUUUCGAACUUGACGAUUUAGUGGCGGUCGUGACAAGAAUCGCAGACAAGGUCCUUCUUGCCGCAGUCGGGCCAUCGAAACUGGGAGAUGCCGAAGACGCAGCAACACCAAACGGUACACAGAGUAUUUUGAACGGAUCCUCACAUCCCGGAGGCGACGACGCUGCCAAUGAUGGGAGGACAUAUGCCAGCGUUGUAGCAGCCAACGGAGGCCGCCAUGGCCCUAGCUCAGACGCGCAGCUCGAAAGCCAGUACGAAAUCGACCGGAGCAGUGAUCUAGCCCGUCUAGCGACCUUGAACCUCUCCGCCUCGCCAUCCAUCCUGCUCGCGCUGGAGUCCAAAUCUGCAGCGUUAGGGAGAUUCCUGGGCCAGAAACUGGCAGACCUCGAAAGUCCUGAAGAUUUCUAAGCCUGCAUACUUCACUUCUCACCCUCAAUACCUUUCUUUCCCGUACUUUCGUCUGUAUUAACUGCAUUUAACUUAUUUCCUUCGAACUGUAUCUAUCCCAUACGA
Aspergillus eucalypticola CBS 122712 is the source of this 1406-nucleotide messenger RNA. RefSeq lists its product as uncharacterized. Lineage: Eukaryota; Fungi; Ascomycota; Eurotiomycetes; Eurotiales; Aspergillaceae. The coding region runs from base 288 to 1301 and encodes 337 amino acids. The record is from RefSeq and is a predicted model, not a curated record. The transcript has 2 exons.